GAAAUGCAUCUUAAAACUGAAAUUAACCUAUGGAAAUCUAAAUGGAUAAGAAUAAAAGAAGAAGGUGGAGAUGUCAACCUUGAUGUCAUCACUUCUGCGGAAAAUUGUAAUGAGGUGCUUUAUCCUACUAUAAAGAAGUUGCUUUUUAUUUUAGCAUGCUUGCCUGUUAGUGUUGCCUCCGCUGAAAGAUCUUUUUCGACUCUUAGAAGAUUAAAAACCUGGCUUAGGUCAACAAUGGGGCAAAAUAGAUUAAGCGGAUUGGCUUUAAUGCAUGUGCAUCGAUCAAUACACAUCGAUAUUGAUCGAAUUAUUGAUAAAUUUUCCGCUAUGAAAAAAAGAAAUGUUGAUUUUCAAAUUUAA
Molecule: messenger RNA, 360 nt
Organism: Aphis gossypii (cotton aphid)
Lineage: Eukaryota; Metazoa; Arthropoda; Insecta; Hemiptera; Aphididae
Product: zinc finger MYM-type protein 1-like
Exons: 3
Coding region: 4-360 (118 amino acids)
Molecular function (GO): protein dimerization activity
Source: RefSeq, a predicted model, not a curated record